AUGAAAGUCGGCCUGCACAUUCACCUUGCUCAUGAUGGCACUCCAUGUCCCAGCAGCACUGAAUACUCAUCAGACCUCUUUGAAUGGUCAGAUACCGAUGAACAUAUAGACCAUAAUGAUUAUCCGGAGGAAACUUCCAUUCCACUUGUCGCAGACUCAGAUCAUCCGGCUACAACCAUAGUGGACAAAUCCGGUGUUCACUCCCUAUCCAUAUGGUAUUGCCACUGCCCCAGUGCUCUCGACCGGGAUAUGCAGCUCUUUCAAGCAGGCUUAUUUCCAGCAUCCUUCACCAGACCAAAAACUGCAUUCACAUUCUCCGUCUUGGACGACUUUCUGCUAGACAACCUUGAAUGUGGUACAUCAGCCAUGAAUUAUUACAGUAAGAUCCGGAGGCUAACCUCCAGCAUCUUUCCAUUGAUGGUUCCAGAUCGCUACAGAGAGCUCAUGAGGACUGCCAGACAAUGGCGUCAAUGUAAGCUCUACAAGUGGCAUGGGUUUGCCCAUAAAAACGAUGAGCCUAAGACCGGUGACCUCGCCCUAUUUUGUCCGGCAUGUCCUCAACCGGGGAUAAAUUUGGACCGGUCAACCGGUACGGCCACUCAGCCAGACGACACCCCUUCCUGGCUCUUCACCAGGACUUUGGUCAUGGAUGGUAAUUUUAAAGCCGAGCACCUCCAUCCGGUGAAUCCAUCCGAUGAAGUAUCAUUGAUGGAUGGUCUUGCAUUCAUGGUCGGAGAUGAAAGAUACAAGAGUCAUUUGGCUGUUGCCAAAGACCAUGUCCAAAAGUCAGAUUGUAACAAUCACCACACAGUCAAUCAAGCAAAUGCCUCCCGACAAAAGCUAGAGGCCACGGGUAUAGGAGGAUGUGCAUGUGCAUGGCAUGGAUGUUUUGUCCCACAUUCCAUGGUGGAUUUUCAGAAGGGUGAAAGGAUAGACGGAGAGAUCAUGGAAACACUCUGGGCAUCUUUAAACAUAAUCUCCCCGUCAGCCAGGGGCAUGGGAACUCCUCAUCGCAAGGAGGUAUUGGAUUAUCAGAUGAAUGAUUCCAACUUCAUGAAGAUGAUUCGCAUAACCAAAUUUCUUUGCAGAAAGUUUAAAGAGGCUGCUCAGGGUGCUGCAGAGAGCGCACUCUCAUUCCAAAAUCUUAACGAGACAGUUCAGCCUGCCAUGGUAAUUCUUUGGGAAGCAGAGGAGGCUCUUGCUCAGGCAAACAGACUGGAGGAUCCAACAGCCAUGGACAUUUAUGAGGUCUGGUUGGAAAAAGGCAAGUCUCCAACUAGAAAGCAGCAGGAGUUGCGCCUGCUGGAGGCUCAAAAUCGCCCGGAUCAUCUGGCUACCAAUUCCCUCAGUCAACGAGGAGCAGCCACUUGGCUCGCAACUGGUCUCAGCAUAGAAGAAUCCCAAAUCUCUCUCUCUAGAGAUGUGAAAAGGCUCAGAAGGCAUCCUACAGACAUUCAAUUGUUGACAGUAGCCAGACUCAGAGAUAAGCUGCAAAAUCACAUUACAAGCUUUCUUGAGAUGGCACCUACCUAUCUCGUAUUUGCGGUUGAUGGCAAUGAACCGGAUUCUCCGGUAGACAGGGUUCAUAAUUCACUGGAUGAAGAUUAUUCCGAUCUCGAUGAUGAUCACAAUCCGGAUCCGGAUCCGGAAACACAUCAUGGCUCCAUCUUUCAACCUGAGCUCACACUCUUACCUUUGCCAUCCAACCUCGGUAUAGUGAAAUGCAAUGAAUUGGGUCUCACCGAUCUCAUGAAAGAAGAAACUGCCCUUCGUGAAGGUCAGGCCAAUGACGCCCUUCAUGCAAUUAGAGUUCAUUUGGGAGACAAAGCUGUUAUAUUCCGGAAUACUAUCCGGUCAGCCAAGUCACAAGCCUCCUCCACCAGGGCAUGGACUCAGGUUCGCUCGGUGGAAAUGGUAGUCAAUCUCAAUGCCAGGAUAUAUUCAAAAUGUCGGUUGCAGCUAGCCAAACUCCCUGAUCACGACCUCCUGCAGAAAUAUCUUCCACUAAAGAAAGAACACCUGAAAGCAAACGCUGCAGUUGCAGAUCCAAAUGCACGUGGUCAGAGGGACGCUACUCUCGCAUGGUUCUGGUCAAUCAAUGUUCAGGGUGAUACAUCCGGAAAUGACUGGAUGACAGAAUUCUAUAGAGUCAAUUGGCUCCGGACAAAGGCCCUGUGCGAUCGUUGGAAUGAAGAGGUCAUUCUUGUCAAACAUGAAAUGCAGUGGUCUGUCAAUUUCUUUACCUACAAGGCCAAGCAAUGGCUCAGUCUCAUGGACAAUGCCACUUCCACUGGGCUGACCGGACAUGCGUGUUAUGCUGCCCGACAAUGUCACAUAUAUCAACAACUGGCUGCACAUGCAGCGGAGUCAUUUCAAAAAGUGAUUCUGGUCUCUCAGCCGGAAGUACCGGUUGUUAGAUCGUAG
Suillus discolor is the source of this 2424-nucleotide messenger RNA. RefSeq lists its product as uncharacterized. The transcript is spliced from 6 exons. The record is from RefSeq and is a predicted model, not a curated record. The coding region runs from base 1 to 2424 and encodes 807 amino acids. NCBI's taxonomy places the organism in Eukaryota, Fungi, Basidiomycota, Agaricomycetes, Boletales, Suillaceae.